Molecule: messenger RNA, 1880 nt
Organism: Aspergillus fijiensis CBS 313.89
Lineage: Eukaryota; Fungi; Ascomycota; Eurotiomycetes; Eurotiales; Aspergillaceae
Product: Zn(II)2Cys6 transcription factor
Exons: 5
Coding region: 54-1757 (567 amino acids)
Biological process (GO): positive regulation of transcription by RNA polymerase II
Cellular component (GO): nucleus
Molecular function (GO): transcription cis-regulatory region binding; DNA-binding transcription factor activity, RNA polymerase II-specific; zinc ion binding
Source: RefSeq, a predicted model, not a curated record
CACGAUAGCCUGGCCUGUCAGAUCGCUGCAGUGGCACACGAGAGACACCCGUUAUGCCUAACAACCAUGACGAUAAUCUGCUUAGAAAGAGAUCCAGAACUGGAUGCUGGACUUGUCGAAAACGACAUCAGAAGUGUGACGAGCAUAAGCCAACUUGCAUGAACUGUCGCCUGCGUGGGGUCGACUGCGGAGGGUAUGGCAUUAUGUUGACCGACUUUACAGCCCGUGGCAAUCGGACAGGGCAGAUGGUGUCGAAGAUGAAGAGAAACCGACCCGCUGACCACGAAGUGGAUGUUAUUCCGCGGGCCUCACGACCGAGUGCCACAUCAGGAUUGGAAAGCAUGGAAAUUGGUGAAAACUUGAAAUCGCCUUUUGAGCUGAUAGACGACUCUCUGUUUCUGGACCUCGAUUCGCGCUGGGAUGAAGAUCUGGACUGGAUUGUAUCUGCUGAACCUGAGGCGCAACGUAAUGCCCUCACGCCUCCCACCGUGGCUGAAGUAGCAGGAGACUGCUUUGUAGAUACUGCGCACUCAGUGGAGAUGUCGACUCUCGACCCUUCCCUCCUAUUCAUGCAUGAGUCAACAGCCCUGCCACCCAUUCCUCAGGAUCCUUUUGACCAGUAUCUAUUUACCUACUAUAUGGAGACCCUUGCUUUGCGACUGUACCCGGUCAAAAAAGACCAAAAUCCCUAUCGAACAAUAUAUGGGGCUCUUGCAACGGAGUCAGAACCUCUAUUGAAAUCGAUCAUGCUAGCGUCUGCACUCCAUCUCACUAAACAAGGACGGUUACCCAGGUUUGCCAUCAAGCCCUACCGCAUGGCAGUGCAAGAGUCAUUCCGCGAGGCCUUGAAAAGCCAAGAUGAGGCGUGGAGCCUGGGAGUAACUGUCCUUCUCUCCGUUGUCUUUGAUAUCAUCGGUACCGGAUUGGCGACAUGGAGCUCGAAGCUUAUAGGCUGUCGUCGACUGUUAGAAAUCGCUUUCUCGGCUUCAACAAGUACCAAGACGCUCACCGGCCUGCAUUGUGUCCUUCUUCAAUACAACUGGGCAGUUACGAUGGGCAAGACCCUGGUUAGAGGCUUGGUACCGGAGGAAACUCUCAACGAGCUUAAAUGCAUCGAUGAAUUACCAUCUCGAGGCAGCUCCACCGAAGGGCUAGAGAUGGCCUCCCAUCAGCGUCAAUGGUGGGACAACUUACCCGACUACCAGAUGCAUCUCUUCCUGCGCGAGGCGACCGAUUAUUCCCUCGCUGUGGCUCGGAUCAGCGCUACCGAAUCAAAGGACGAGAUGUUGCGGUUGAUGCCCCGGGUCGCGGAUUUGGUCAACAGGAUCCAGGGAUGGCACCCGAAUAUAUCCACGGUUCCUGAGGAAUUCGUGAGCUCAAUUCAGCACUUCAAUUGCAUCUGGAAGGUGGGCAUGCUGUGUUUUGUGUACAGCGAGAUAUAUGCCCUCGGGCCCAAUGACGAUCUGAUCAAGGACUUGGUGCAGGCUUCCAUGGAGCCGCUGGAUAAGUUGUCUUGGCUCCAGGCUUGUUUGUUCCCUGUGUUCAUGAUUGCCCUGCAUGCUCGGACCGAGCAAGCACACUCAAGGUUUGAGGCGAAGUUGAAUGAAAUGCACACCGUUUUAGAAUUUCAGGGACCGCUUUCCGUGAUAUCGAUUCUGAGAGCCAUAUGGCAACAGACGAGUGCCACUCACGAGGGUAGAGUGCAAUGGAGGGAGGUUAUCAGGGAACUAGGAGCGGAGAUCAACGUUUUACUUUGAUGGGCUGAUUAUCUCUCAUGUUUCCGUGAGACUUGCCAUGGAGAGGAUUGCAGCCAUUUUAUGCACUUAGCUCAAAAGCCUUAUUGUAGGCCCCAACUGCCUUAUUUUUCAGCUUUCCUCGCC